AUGUCUGAUUUAGGCUUUGAUCCAUCCUUAAAGAAGAAGAAGAAAGUUAAGAAGCCAGUCGAUGGCGCAUCCCCAGCACCAGAAAGCAAUGAGUCAACACCAGCCCCUGAUUCAGUGGACGACCUAUUUUCAGGUAUGAAGAAGAAGAAAAAGUCAUCUAAGAAAGCAGAUAGCUCAUUAGAGGAAUCAACCUCACCUAGUGCAGAAGCUGAUGUCACUGCUUCAUUGGGUGACUUGACUUUGAAAAAGAAGAAAAAGAAGAGUACCAAAAACUUGGACUUGAACGAGUUUGAACAACAAUUGGAGGAAGCAGGAAUUGAAGAUACAACUAAUGACCAGAUAGAUGAUACAUUAAAUGCCAACAAAGUAUCUCAAACUGAAGCUGGAUUAUCAUACGAAGAUUUGUUGUCACGUUUUUUUGAAAUCUUGAAAGAAAACAAUCCUGAGCUUGCUGGUGAUAGAUCAGGUCCUAAAUUUAGAAUCCCCCCUCCAAUAUGUCAAAGAGAAGGAUCUAAGAAGACCAUGUUUGCCAAUGUUCAAGAAAUCGCCACUGUCUUACAAAGAAAUCCCGAGCAUUUGAUACAAUUUUUGUUUGCUGAAUUGGGUACUUCUGGCUCGAUCGAUGGUGAAAAGAGAUUAAUAUUGAAAGGUAAAUUUCAACCAAAACAAAUGGAGAGUGUGUUGAGAAGAUACAUUAUUGAAUAUGUUACAUGUAAGACGUGUAAGAGUAUGAACACAGAGUUGAAGAGAGAAAGCGCUAAUAGGUUACAUUUCUUGAGCUGUAAGGCAUGUGGUUCAACCAGAUCUGUAUCCUCCAUCAAGACAGGUUUCCAAGCACAAAUUGGAAGGAGAAAGAAAUUUUAA
This is a messenger RNA of Lodderomyces orthopsilosis Co 90-125, 864 nucleotides long. RefSeq names its product translation initiation factor eIF2 subunit beta (gene SUI3). The transcript has a single exon. Gene Ontology annotation, molecular function: translation initiation factor binding; translation initiation factor activity; mRNA binding. Bases 1 to 864 code for a protein of 287 amino acids. Gene Ontology annotation, cellular component: eukaryotic translation initiation factor 2 complex. NCBI's taxonomy places the organism in Eukaryota, Fungi, Ascomycota, Pichiomycetes, Serinales, Debaryomycetaceae. The record is from RefSeq and is a predicted model, not a curated record. Gene Ontology annotation, biological process: translational initiation; formation of cytoplasmic translation initiation complex; formation of translation preinitiation complex.